ACCCACAUCCAAAUGUUACAGAACUCUGGGGAGGGGAGGGUGUUUAGUGUUUUAUCUUUUGAUAGAUUUGAGGAACCCUAGAGAAGCUUGGGUCAUUGGGGAGUGGGGCAGGAGAGAGGAAGCAGGUAGUCUGUUGGGGCAGAUCAAGGCAGUGAGCACCUGAUGAUGGAGCCCACCAAAGCUACUUAAAAUCCAUGUAGGAGUGGAGCAGGAAUGAGAAAAGCUUUAGGAUGGCUGUGGGCCAGGUUGGAGAUGGACGGCCACACAUGGCACCUGUGUUUCGCCUUAAGAGAGAAUUCUUAAGGCUUUUGAAGUGAUUGACAUUUUCAAGCCUGUUGGCCACUUCCUUCAGGACAGUGACUGAAGGAAGGUGAAGUUACUGGGAAACAGUGUAAACCCAUGAAUUGGUAGCAUACUGCAAGGCCACUCCCCUGACUCUAGUCCAAAGGUGAGGACACGCCCCUCUUUCAGUGCCCAGCCCCUCCCCUCAUGGCUCUCCCUUACUAAGGCCCUCCGGUUCCAGCCUAAGAAACGCCUGAGCAGGGUAGGUAACUGAGUCCCAAACCGGUUUUCCCACCUUAGGGCUGGCCUAGUAACUUCCCAAUACCUGACAUAGACCAACCACCAAGUUCUCUUACCCUGGAAUGGAAGGGGGUGGGGGAUAUCCAAGUCAUCCUUUGUGCCUUAUUUGCCCCAGGUAUAGGCUAGGAAGGUGUGGGCCUUUUGGAUUUCUGACCCUAGGGGAUUACCUCCAAGCCUUGAAAGGCCUUUUGUAUUUCUGAUACUAGGGGGUUACCUCCAAGCCUUGAAAAUCCAUUGUUGUUUUUUAUGCAAAUUUUGUUUCUAUUUGUAUCCAAGUAGGGAUCUACCGAGGGCCUGUAGCAACCUAGGCAAGUGCCUCACCCUCACUGCUGAGCCACCUUUCCCCCUUGGAAGUUUUGAAACAGUCAAGCAGAGUUGUUGGGAUUGCAUUUGACAUCACCCCUUCCUCCAGUUGGAACUGUGGAGGAGAGGACCAGAAAGUCUAGCCUACCCACUGGGCCUGCUCUGGAGUAGGUAGGAGGCAGCAGUGGCAUUUUCUCUAGAUGUCCCUGAACAAUCCAGGUCCUUUAUCAAGUACCAAGGCAAAUCUCUUUGAUCUGUCCACUGCCAACAAGAACCUCUUACUGGUCUAUGGUUAACUCAAGCUGAUGCUAAUAAGGCUCUUUCUCCUUUCUUUCUUUCUUUCUUUCUUUCCCUCUUCCUCUCUUUCUCUUUCCUUUUUUUUCUCUCUCUUUUCUUUCUCUUUCCUUUCUCUCUCUCUCUCUCAUUUUUGUGCUAGGUCUCAAACAUUCAGAUGCCCUUAGGAGGUAACAAAAACCAUGAUGAUCAGGCAGAGAGGUUCAGUAAUGUGACCAGUGCCACACCAUUAGCCUGUUAGAAGCACACUAUCUCCUCAGGCCAGCUCUAGAAGUAUCCCUGUAGUACUUUGUAUUCCCCCACUUCGGAGGGUCCUGCGUUCCUAACCCUCCUGGCUGCAGAAGUCAAUUUCCAGUCCAUGAUAGAAUAGCCUGUCAGAGAGAGGUGAGGGGUGUGAUCGUUUCUGUGGUAGCUCCUGCUUUCAUGUGUACAGCCAACUUCCAGUCCCCCAAAUCAAUGAAAAUAUGGAAGGCUUACACUUUUUUUUUUCCAUUUUGUAAAUUUCUUGCCAAGUACACCAUUGGGACAAGUAGAUGAAAACUGUUGCCAUUUUACAAAGGAUGAUAUAUGGUUAAGGAAUUAAAUGACUUUGCCCAAGAACUGCUUUCCCUGGGAGUCUGGGUUACCUAUCAAAUGCCCCAGUAGAACACAUUGCUGGGAUGAGGAAAUAGCAACGAGCCUAGGCCUACAGAGCUUUUGGGAGGAAGCACUAUUAACCAGCCUAUCAGUGGCAGGAGAGAGGGCUUAGUGGUUAAGAUCACUGGCUGUGCUCCCAGAGGAGCCAGGUUUGGUUCCUGGCACCCAUAUGGUGGCUCACAACUAUCCAAAACGACAGUUCCAGGGGAUCCCUGUCCUCUGCAGGAACCUGGCACACGUGGUACACAGAUAAAACACUCGUACACAUACAAAAAUAAAAUAGUAUUUUCAAAAUAGACAACUUAUCACACAGCCUUGGUAGGUAUGGGAUUAGCAGAGCGCUGCCUACCCACUACCCCCUUCCCCACACACGACACUGACUUGCCUGGUGAUGCCGCUAUGCCGCUGCAUUUAGAGCUGAUGGUUAAGUGGCGCAGGAGGGGAAUGAGUUCUGGGGACAGUUUAUUUUGGCAAAGUGCAGAAUGGGUCAGUGUUUGUUCAGCAAAUGGUGUGGGAAGAUAGGUAAUACCUUCUUGGGGUAAAAGGAAGACAAGUGCAGCUAACUGCCCUUUCAAAGCUGGAGCCCAGGGGACGGUAACAUGGAAAAACUACAACUCCCAGAAGUCUCUGUUUCCAGGCAAAUAGCGACGGUUGCUAUGGUUUCGGAAAACAAUAUGGCUGCUCCCAGACGGGAUUUGAGUCUCUGUGGAGCAGGGACCUAAACCUAGAUCUGAAAGUUGUCAGUGGGGAGAGGAGGUACUUAAAGGGUCCUGGGGCUGACAGCGGACUCUGUCGGAAACGGUGAAGCUUUUCCCUGGAACCAAUGGCAAGCACCGUGGAUGAGGAGGCUCUGCACCAGCUGUACCUGUGGGUGGACAACAUACCCCUGUCCCGACCCAAGAGAAACCUCUCCCGGGACUUCAGUGACGGAGUCCUGGUUGCAGAGCUUAUCAAGUUUUACUUCCCCAAGAUGGUGGAGAUGCACAAUUAUGUCCCGGCCAACUCUCUCCAGCAGAAGCUCAGCAACUGGGGUCACCUGAACAGAAAGGUGCUGAACAAGCUGAACUUCUCUGUCCCCGACGACGUGAUGCGGAAGAUUGCGCAGUGUACUCCGGGGGUCGUGGAGCUGGUGCUCAUUCCGCUGAGGCAGCGCCUGGAGGAGAGGCAGAGGCGUCAGAAACUGGGUGCUGGCUCCUUACAGGAGCUGGCUCCUCAGGAUAGCAGUGGCUACAUGGAUAUGGGUCUGUCCCAGAAGGCUCGCGGAGACGGUGCCCCGGCCCUGGGAGGAGAGCAGCUCAGAGGGGGCCGGCCACCGGUGCCCCGACCCCCUGGGUAUAACCAGGCGCUGCAGGGCGAUCCGAGCGUCAUCCUCCAGAUCGCUGAAAAGGAGCAGGAGCUGCUGGCCUCACAAGAGACGGUGCAGGUCCUGCAGAUGAAGGUGAAGCGUCUGGAACACUUGCUCCAGCUCAAGAACGUGCGCAUCGAUGACCUCUCCCGGCGGCUCCAGCAGGCGGAGCGCAAGCAGCGGAGAAAGGACCACUUCCCACAGCCCAGAAAACCAGUACGAACACGUGGCAUAAUUUCCCAAACCAUGUCCACUUUGACGCUUCCGGCGCUGGGCCUGGAGAAGCCGACCUUGGGUAGGCUCCACACCAGUAGAAGCGGUUCCCUCCUCAGCUUAGAAGAUAGCCCCGGCUCCAUCCAAGCUAGUUCUCCACGGCCUCGGACACGCGAGAAGCCACCCUCGGAAGCUGAGGAGUUCUCUCGCCCCUCUUGUGGGCCGGCAUGGGACCCAUCUCGGGGCUGGAGACCACAGAAGCUGGAGAGGAAGGGAUAAGCGGAGGAGUAAGGGCGGCAUCCAGCUGUGCAAUCACCCUCCUCUCUGGGAGCGUUGUAAGGAGGGCCUGGUGAAGACAUGGCAGCGUUGUCUCCAUUAAAGGUGGUGUUGCACCUUC
This is a messenger RNA of Meriones unguiculatus (Mongolian gerbil), 3770 nucleotides long. RefSeq names its product sperm flagellar 1 (gene Spef1). Bases 2639 to 3652 code for a protein of 337 amino acids. The transcript has 8 exons. Gene Ontology annotation, cellular component: axoneme. NCBI's taxonomy places the organism in Eukaryota, Metazoa, Chordata, Mammalia, Rodentia, Muridae. The record is from RefSeq and is a predicted model, not a curated record. Gene Ontology annotation, biological process: regulation of cytoskeleton organization. Gene Ontology annotation, molecular function: microtubule binding.